AUGACAGCUAAUGAAUCAGAAGAGCUCUUCCCUCUGCCGUUUACCUCAGCUGAAGCUUUCGCCCUGUACGUCCAAGUUCGUGAUGGCCAGACUACUGCCGUCCCGUACAUCUGUGGAAUCGGAUUCGUGACAAACCUGGUAUCGUUGAUUGUAUUCGUACAACCUAACCUCAGACGAUCCUCUUGUGGCGUCUACCUGGCGUCUAAAUCCGUGUCUGACCUAGUUUUUCUGCUGACUGUGUUGAUCGUCUGGUUGACCCGAGUGGACAUCAAGAUAUUUUUCACUUCCGGUGUGUGUCAGACCGUCAUCUUCUGCUCCUACUUAUCAUCCUUCGUGUCUAUCUGGCUGGCUGUCGUGCUGACUGUUGAAAACCUGCUCUGUGUCGUCAAACCCUGGUUCGUCAAAAGAUCAUGUAACGCCAUUUCCGCUUUGGUCCUCACAGCAUCCAUACUUAUAUUUGGAAUCGGGAUUUACCAAUUUUCUAUAUGGAACAACGGAAUAGGGAACUUUUACGAAAACCCAGAAGUCCCAACUGAAAAAGUAGAUACUAUUUCAGUAUUCCCUAAUCUAGAUCAGCCGCCGUCUCAAGAUAGUACGAAACCAAUCAACCUAACAUUUGUAGUAGAGACUAAGAAUGUUUUAUCAACAUCUGACAACACGACAAACGUUACUGAGCCACUAUAUGAAGCAGUAUGCACUCACUUCGAGAUUUAUGCUGAUUAUAUAAAAACUAUGACUUACAUUGAUACAGUCAUUACCAUUAUCAUCCCAAUUGUAAUUCUUGCUGUAACUAACGCCGCCAUCGCCAUCAUCGCCUGCCGCACCUCUAGAAGAACGAGAGCACGCACCAGAGCGUCCACUGGUACCCAGGGAUCAACUGGUGCUCCAUUGGUCAAGUCUCGUUCAUCGGCUGCAGCCAUGGAAACUAAAGCUUGUAAAUUUUUGUUUAUGGUUUCCAUGACGAUCCUCAUUUUCCACACCCCAAGUCACGUGAUACGAUUGAUGACGCUCUUCUCCUUUGGAUGGCUGGAGGUCGUCCUUCAGAGACUCUUCGAGACUUUGCUCUACCUUCAUUACGUCAUUAACUUUUUUGUUUACAUUAUCUUUGGUGAUAACUUCAGACUGGUGUUUCUUUCGCUUUUAAGGGGAAAAAUAUGUAAUUAA
Messenger RNA from Physella acuta, 1164 nucleotides. Its product is annotated as C-C chemokine receptor type 5-like. The record is from RefSeq and is a predicted model, not a curated record. Gene Ontology annotation, cellular component: membrane. Gene Ontology annotation, biological process: G protein-coupled receptor signaling pathway. Lineage: Eukaryota; Metazoa; Mollusca; Gastropoda; Physidae. Gene Ontology annotation, molecular function: G protein-coupled receptor activity.